This is a messenger RNA of Dama dama (fallow deer), 3329 nucleotides long. RefSeq names its product MINDY lysine 48 deubiquitinase 4 (gene MINDY4). The transcript is spliced from 16 exons. Lineage: Eukaryota; Metazoa; Chordata; Mammalia; Artiodactyla; Cervidae. Bases 81 to 2147 code for a protein of 688 amino acids. The record is from RefSeq and is a predicted model, not a curated record. Gene Ontology annotation, biological process: protein K48-linked deubiquitination. Gene Ontology annotation, molecular function: cysteine-type deubiquitinase activity; K48-linked deubiquitinase activity.
CACGGCAACGCGGCCAUACUGGCCGCAACGGACCCGGGGUCUGGGUCUGCGGCGCUGCGGCCUCGUGGCCAAAGCGGAGCAUGGACAGCCUCUUCGUGGAGGAGGUGGCGGCCUCCCUGGUCAGGGAGUUUCUCAGCAGAAAGGGCUUAAAGAAGACGUGUGUGACCAUGGACCAGGAACGCCCACGCUCUGAUCUCAGCAUAAACAGCAGAAACCAUCUCCGAAAGGUUUUGCAUCUUGAAUUUCUCUACAAGGAGAACAAGGCAAAGGAAAAUCCUCUAAAAACAAACCUUGAACUCAUUACCAGAUACUUUCUGGAUCACUUUGGGAAUAUUGGUAACAAUGUUACUCAAGAAACACCAAUCCCUGCACUCUCAGUACCAAAGAAAAGUAACAAAUUACCAUGGACAAGCUCAGAGACUGCUCUGGUAAACAUAUAUGACCUCGCAGAUGAAGAUGAGAGCUGGAGAACAUCAUUGUCAGAAAUAAGUAAAGCCAGACAAGACAGUCUUGACGGGGAUGUACUUGGUCAUUUUGUAUCAUCCAAAAGGUCCUCGCACAAAAGUAGGCCCAUAAAGACUGUCCCAGGUGAAGGCCCCCCUGUGGCUUCUGCUUGGGAGAAGAUGGACAAGCUUCCAAUGUCAGAGCCUUCCUUGGACACGAAGAGGAUGGGAGAUAAGGUCAGGCCAAAGUCUGGCCUGAUUGUCCGAGGCAUGAUGGCCGGGCCCGUUGCCAGCUCCCCACAGGAUUCCCUCCGCAGACGCUCGCUGAGGCGGUCCCCGGCCUUGAGCAGUGCUGCCCAGCCUCACAAGGAAGGGAGCCCACAAGAGCCCGAGCUCUCUACUCACACCUCCAGCUGUCCCGCCCUGCCGGAGGGACCAGCUUCCAGCACCGCCUCCACCUCUAGGAGCCCCCGGGGCCCGCUCAGCGAGCUGGCGAGGGAAGGGCGGAGAACCUCGCCUGGCAGCCCGCCUCACCUGCCAGGCAAAGGGCUGCCCCCCAGGGGGAGUGGCAGGUGGGGAGACCUUUCCAAAGACAGUCCAGCCAUGGACGGUGGCUCAGAGGCCAACAAAACUGCCUCGAAGUUCUCCCUGUCCAAUGGGAAUGUCCCGAUGACCCAGGAGAGGCUGGAGGGAGCGUUUGAACGGCAGGGGAGCCCGCCCCCAUCCCUCAGGAAAAAUCAGCUGUCAGUGUCCAACAAGGUCGAAGGUGAUCUAGAUGUGCUGCAGCUUGAGGAUGUGGAAGAUGAACUGGUAAGGGAAGAAAUCAUCCUGUCUCCAGUCUCAUCAAUGCUCAAGCUGCAAGUAGUAUCCAAGCCCAUUGACCUCUCGGUGGCAAAGGACAUAAAGACCAUUCUGUUUGGUUCCAGCUUUUGCUGUUUCAACGAAGAGUGGAAACUUCAGAGUUUUUCCUUUAAUGACUCAGUAUCCUUAAAAUAUGGCAUUGUGCAGAACAAGGGUGGUCCCUGUGGGGUCCUGGCGGCUGUCCAGGGCUGUGUCCUGCAGAAACUCCUGUUUGAAGGAGAUAGCAGCUCUGACUGCGCUCGGCUGCAGCCUUCAAACGCUCGCAGGACCCAUUGCCUGGCCCUGGCCAUUGCAGACAUUGUGUGGCGGGCUGGGGGCCGCGAGAGAGCCGUGGUCACACUGGCUUCGGGAACACAGCACUUCAGUCCAACAGGGAAAUACAAAGCAGAUGGAGUCUUAGAAACACUCAUCCUCCACAGUUUGACCUGCUAUGAGGAGCUGGUGACUUUUCUUCAGCAGAGCAUCCGUCAGUUUGAAGCAGGCCCUUACGGAUGUGUCCUGCUCACACUGUCGGCCAUCCUGUCCAGAUCGACAGAGCUUGUCCGCCAGGACUUCGACGUCCCCACCAGCCACCUGAUUGGAGCACACGGAUACUGCACGCAGGAACUUGUCAAUCUGCUCCUGACCGGGAAGGCCGUGUCCAAUGUUUUCAACGACGUGGUGGAGCUGGAUUCUGGGAACGGGAACAUCACGCUCCUCAAAGGCAUCUCCUCACGCAGCGACAUAGGCUUCCUGUCCCUCUUUGAGCACUACAAUGUGUGCCAGGCAGCCCAGAUGUGCUUAUGGGGAAGAUCUGGUAUUUGGAGCAACCUGGAAAUGAUGUCCACAGCAGAGCUGUUCUGAUAAGGCUGAAGCUUUUCUUUCAUGGAGCCCGGCCUGCCUUCACUCACAGCCCAUCUCUAGGCUUCUCAGUGCAGCCUCUGGCUGGGAGCCAGAGUUCUGGGCCCUCACGAGUCUGUGGGGGGUGAUAGGUCCUGUCAGGUGACCCACAUUCCUCCUGUGCCCUGGGAGAAGCAGAGGCAACUCUGGGCCAAAAAAUGCACCCCUGCCAUAAGUAACGAGCCCCUACCCCUUCCCACUCCAGCCUGGCUGUGUCCUAUGGAACCUGAUUUGUUCUCCAUGACCAACUGGACUGGCCUUGCCCAUCUGACUUCCCCUUACUCCCUGCAUCCCCAGGCUCAAUGUGAAGGCUAGGCUGCACUGGGAAGACCAGCUCCUUCUGCCUCCUGGUGGCCGUGGUGAUGGGGGACUGACAGGCCAGGGAGGAAAACACAGCACAGGGAAUUUAACUUAAGGGCUUCCCCAUGACCUGUAAGUCAUGUUCAUUGCUUGCCUUCAUGGAGGGACCUGGGCAAAGACUGAGCUUGGCAGGGAGAGAUCUACAAGCGCCACCCUCCUCCCCUUUGUCCAGCUCCACAAAUAGCACCAUCUGCCCAGUUACUUGAACCAAGAGUAUGUCCAGUCCAUCAAGAGGUCAUGGGGCUCCCACCCUAAGUUGUUUCUCAAGUCCUCUUUCACCCCAUCCGAGCCACCAGCCUUGCUGGUCUGAACACCUGUGGCAGCCCAGCUGGCCUCUGGCUCCUGUCCCCACCUCCUUCCAAUCGGGCUCCUUCUCUGAAGCCAGUGUAAUCUUUAAAAGAGUAGAUUGAUCACAUUAUUCCAUUGCUUAACAACUUUUCAUGGAUUCCCAGCCCUCUGAGACUGUUACGGGCUGAAUCGUGUCUUCUCUCCGAUCCUUAACCCGGCAUUCAUUUGUUGAAGUCCUAGCUGGCAGUACCUUGAAAUGUGACUAUGCUUGGGGAUAGGGCCAUUAAAGAGGUAACAAAGGUGAAAGAAGUCCGAUGGUUGGGCCCAGAUCCAGCUGACUGGUGUCCUUAUCAGAAGAGGUUGGGACAUGGGCACACACUAAGGGCAGACCACUUGAAGACACAGGGAGAAGCCGCCCACCUUCAUGCCAAGGAGAGGGGCCUCAGAAGAGACCAACCGUGUUGACAUCUUGACCUGGGACCUCCAGCCUCCAGAAUU